This is a messenger RNA of Diprion similis, 1500 nucleotides long. RefSeq lists its product as uncharacterized. The coding region runs from base 1 to 1500 and encodes 499 amino acids. Lineage: Eukaryota; Metazoa; Arthropoda; Insecta; Hymenoptera; Diprionidae. The record is from RefSeq and is a predicted model, not a curated record. The transcript is spliced from 3 exons.
AUGGCAAAAUUGAAUAUUCUGAAAAAACAGCAAUUACCACAACCAAAGAUUCCUGAAAACUGGGUUGUUAAUCUUACAGGCACACAAAUCCCUCAUGAUGUCAAACAAUCCUUAGCUUUUGGUCCAAAACAUGGCCUUCCAUGUAAAAAGCAUGAUUUAUCAGUCGAUGAAAUCAUAGCAAGUAUUGAAACGGCAAUUCUGGGAAAAAACACAAUGGUUAAGGACAAAAUACGAUCCAAUGUCGCGUGUCUCAUUAAUAACAAAAUGGCAUCUAAAAACAACAAGAAAGAUGAUCUAGAAAUCAAAGAAUUUAAAAAAGCUAACGAAUAUCUAAAACAACACAAUGAUUUGAUCGUCACCAAAGCUGACAAGGGCAAUGUAACGGUUAUAAUGAAUCAAAAUGAUUAUACUGACAAAAGUAAUAAUGUAUUGUAUGAUAAGGACACGUAUCAAACUCUAAACAAAGAUCCUACAAAAAAAAUUGAAAAACAAAUCAAUGACACAAUCAAUCUAUGGCAACAAAAAAAGUUCAUUGACUCACAAACAGCUAAAAACUUGAAGAUACACAAUUCAUUACCACCUAAGAUAUAUUUCCAGCCAAAGAUUCACAAGACAGACGUACCUUUAAGACCGAUCGUAUCAAACAUAAAUGCUCCAACGUACAAACUAUCCAAAUUUUGUGGUUCAAUACUUUACAACAUUAUUCGCAACUCUCAAUAUCAUGUAAAAGACACCUGGUCUUUUGUCAAUAGCAUUAAGGGAAAAAUUGUGCCAACAGAUCACGUGCUUAUUUCAUUAGAUAUAAUAUCAUUGUUUACAAACGUCCCGACUAAACUGGUAAUGUCUAUAAUAACUAAAAAAUGGCCUGAGAUUAAGAAAUACACUAACAUUAACAAAAAGGAGUUUAUCGAAGCUACCAAAUUGAUCUUGGAUUCAUGCUACUUUAUACACAACAAUCAAUUCUUCAAACAAAUUUUUGGGGUAGCCAUGGGCUCACCCAUGAAUCCCGUGGUUGCUAAUUUAGUCUUAGAACAUCUGGAAAACAAAAUUAUAAACAACUUUCCUUUUAAAUUACCAUUUUACUACAGAUAUGUAGACGACAUAAUAACAGCUGUACGACAGGACCAGAUUACCACACUACUUAACAAAUUCAACAGUUUUCACCCAAAAAUUCAAUUCACAUAUGAAGAAGAAAAGAAUAAUAAGAUCAAUUUCCUAGACACGACGUUAAUAAACACGAACAAUGGAAUCAUACUCGAUUGGUUUCAUAAAGAUACAUGGUCAGUUUAUCGCAUGGAAUGUAAAGAUUGUCAUAAGAUAUACAUAGGACAAUCAUCACAAAAUUUAAAAAAUAGAAUUUCAGGCCACCGCUCAAAAAUUAAAAACCAUGAUUUUGACAGCUGCGCUUUAGCUUCACACAGUCUAGAUUCAGGACAUAAUUUUGAUUUUGAGAACACAACAGUAAUUGCGACUGAAAAUAACUGCAUCGAUUAUUUGUGA